This is a messenger RNA of Pongo pygmaeus (Bornean orangutan), 10988 nucleotides long. RefSeq names its product importin 9 (gene IPO9). The record is from RefSeq and is a predicted model, not a curated record. The coding region runs from base 110 to 3235 and encodes 1041 amino acids. Gene Ontology annotation, cellular component: nuclear envelope; cytosol. Gene Ontology annotation, biological process: protein import into nucleus. The transcript is spliced from 24 exons. Gene Ontology annotation, molecular function: small GTPase binding. Lineage: Eukaryota; Metazoa; Chordata; Mammalia; Primates; Hominidae.
CCCGCCCGCCUCUGGUGCGCAGGCGCGGCUUCGCGGAUUGGCCGCGCGCGGGGGCCGUCAUUCGGUGGCGGGUCCCGGCCGCGGGGCUGGCGGGCUGAGGGGAGAAAAGAUGGCGGCGGCUGCGGCAGCUGGUGCGGCCUCCGGGCUGCCGGGUCCAGUGGCACAAGGAUUGAAGGAGGCGUUAGUGGAUACGCUCACCGGGAUCCUAUCCCCAGUACAGGAGGUGCGGGCGGCUGCUGAAGAACAGAUUAAGGUGCUGGAGGUGACGGAGGAAUUUGGUGUUCACUUGGCAGAACUGACUGUAGAUCCCCAGGGGGCACUGGCAAUCCGUCAGCUGGCAUCAGUCAUCUUGAAACAAUAUGUGGAGACUCACUGGUGUGCCCAAUCAGAGAAAUUUAGGCCUCCUGAAACUACAGAAAGGGCAAAAAUUGUUAUCCGGGAGCUAUUGCCUAAUGGGUUGAGAGAAUCGAUAAGCAAAGUGCGCUCCAGUGUGGCCUAUGCAGUGUCAGCCAUUGCCCACUGGGACUGGCCUGAAGCUUGGCCCCAACUCUUCAACCUGCUCAUGGAGAUGUUGGUGAGCGGAGACUUAAAUGCCGUCCAUGGAGCCAUGCGUGUGCUGACAGAAUUCACUCGCGAAGUGACAGACACACAGAUGCCACUUGUUGCUCCUGUCAUUCUCCCAGAGAUGUAUAAGAUCUUCACCAUGGCUGAGGUGUAUGGUAUUCGAACCCGUUCCCGAGCCGUGGAGAUUUUUACCACUUGUGCCCAUAUGAUCUGUAACAUGGAGGAGCUGGAAAAGGGUGCAGCCAAAGUCCUGAUCUUUCCCGUGGUACAGCAGUUCACAGAGGCCUUUGUUCAGGCCCUCCAGAUACCAGAUGGCCCCACAUCUGACAGUGGGUUUAAGAUGGAGGUCCUAAAGGCAGUGACAGCCCUAGUGAAAAACUUCCCAAAGCACAUGGUGUCCUCCAUGCAGCAGAUUCUGCCUAUUGUUUGGAACACCCUAACCGAGAGUGCAGCUUUUUAUGUGAGGACAGAAGUAAAUUACACAGAAGAAGUCGAAGAUCCUGUGGAUUCUGAUGGUGAAGUCCUGGGUUUUGAAAAUCUCGUCUUUAGCAUUUUUGAAUUUGUCCAUGCUCUACUAGAAAAUAGCAAAUUCAAAAGCACUGUUAAGAAAGCCUUGCCUGAAUUGAUUUAUUAUAUUAUCCUGUACAUGCAAAUCACUGAGGAGCAGAUUAAAGUAUGGACAGCCAACCCCCAACAAUUUGUAGAAGAUGAAGAUGAUGAUACAUUCUCCUAUACAGUUAGAAUAGCAGCUCAAGACUUGUUGCUGGCUGUGGCCACAGAUUUCCAGAAUGAAAGUGCAGCAGCCCUGGCUGCUGCAGCCACUCGACAUUUACAAGAAGCUGAGCAAACCAAAAACAGUGGCACUGAGCACUGGUGGAAGAUCCAUGAGGCAUGCAUGCUUGCCCUAGGCUCAGUGAAGGCCAUCAUCACUGACAGUGUGAAAAAUGGCAGGAUUCAUUUUGACAUGCAUGGGUUCCUGACCAAUGUCAUCCUUGCAGACCUCAACCUCUCAGUGUCUCCUUUCCUCUUGGGCCGGGCACUUUGGGCUGCCAGUCGGUUCACUGUUGCUAUGUCCCCUGAACUGAUCCAGCAGUUCCUACAGGCAACAGUUAGUGGUCUUCACGAGACACAGCCCCCAUCAGUUCGAAUUUCUGCAGUGAGAGCCAUCUGGGGUUAUUGUGACCAACUGAAAGUCUCAGAGAGUACCCACGUGCUCCAGCCCUUCCUCCCCAGCAUCCUUGAUGGCUUAAUUCACCUAGCAGCCCAGUUCAGCUCAGAGGUCCUCAACCUGGUGAUGGAGACCCUGUGCAUCGUUUGUACAGUAGACCCCGAAUUCACAGCAAGCAUGGAAAGCAAAAUCUGCCCCUUCACCAUCGCCAUUUUCCUAAAGUACAGUAAUGAUCCCGUCGUCGCCUCACUGGCUCAGGACAUCUUCAAGGAGCUGUCCCAGAUUGAAGCCUGUCAGGGCCCAAUGCAAAUGAGGCUGAUUCCCACUCUGGUCAGCAUAAUGCAGGCCCCAGCAGACAAGAUUCCUGCAGGGCUUUGUGCGACAGCCAUUGAUAUCCUGACAACAGUAGUACGAAAUACAAAGCCUCCCCUUUCCCAGCUUCUCAUCUGCCAAGCUUUCCCUGCUGUGGCACAGUGUACCCUUCACACAGAUGACAAUGCCACCAUGCAGAAUGGCGGAGAGUGCUUGCGGGCCUAUGUGUCAGUGACCCUGGAACAAGUAGCCCAGUGGCAUGAUGAGCAAGGCCACAAUGGACUGUGGUAUGUGAUGCAAGUGGUGAGCCAGCUCCUGGACCCCCGCACCUCAGAGUUCACUGCGGCCUUUGUGGGCCGCCUUGUUUCCACCCUCAUCUCCAAGGCAGGGCGGGAACUCGGGGAGAAUCUAGACCAGAUUCUUCGUGCCAUCCUCAGUAAGAUGCAGCAGGCAGAGACGCUCAGUGUCAUGCAGUCCCUGAUCAUGGUGUUCGCUCAUCUGGUGCACACUCAGCUAGAACCUCUCUUGGAGUUCCUAUGUAGCCUCCCAGGACCUACUGGCAAACCUGCUCUAGAGUUUGUGAUGGCUGAGUGGACAAGCCGACAGCACCUGUUCUAUGGACAGUAUGAAGGCAAAGUCAGCUCUGUGGCACUCUGUAAGCUGCUCCAGCAUGGCAUCAAUGCAGAUGACAAACGGCUACAGGAUAUCCGUGUGAAGGGAGAGGAGAUCUACAGCAUGGAUGAGGGCAUCCGCACCCGCUCUAAGUCAGCCAAAAACCCAGAACGCUGGACAAACAUUCCUUUGCUGGUCAAGAUCCUAAAGCUGAUCAUCAACGAGCUCUCCAACGUCAUGGAGGCUAAUGCCGCUCGCCAGGCCACUCCUGCAGAGUGGAGUCAAGAUGACUCCAAUGAUAUGUGGGAGGACCAGGAGGAGGAAGAGGAGGAGGAGGAGGAUGGUUUAGCUGGCCAGCUUUUAUCUGACAUUCUUGCUACAAGUAAAUAUGAGGAGGAUUACUACGAGGAUGAUGAGGAAGAUGACCCUGAUGCCCUGAAGGAUCCUCUCUAUCAGAUUGAUCUGCAGGCAUAUCUCACAGAUUUCCUCUGCCAGUUUGCUCAGCAGCCCUGCUACAUAAUGUUUUCAGGCCACCUUAAUGACAACGAGAGGCGAGUUCUACAGACCAUCGGCAUCUAAAAAGGGGAGCCUUUCUACAUUUGCUCCUUCUGGCCCAGCCGCAAACCAUUUUGCAGCCCUCACUGGCCUUGAGAUGCACUUUCUUCUCAACCUAAAGUGGCAUCUUGACCCUUGGCCCUUGGCCUCGGCAGUGACACUGAUGACAAUUCAGACCAGGCUCACCAGUGCCAUCACUUAGGAAUGCUGGAACAAAGGACAUUUCUCAAAGUUCCCCUGAAGACAUCCCGUCUCUAGAACCUUUUUUCUCCCCGACUCUACCCCCACCUCUGUUCCUAGAGCCCUCUGCUGGCGAGUCCAGAAACAUUAUUGCCCAGAAGGAUUAUGUGUUUAUGGAUUAUUUUGCCCCGCCUCAGGAGCACAGGAAGUCACUACCAUUUAUAUUCUAAAACAGACCUAUCUAUGUUCAUAGGACUUCUGAUGUGUUCAGAUAGGAAUCCUCGUGAGAGAUCAUUAUGCUUUGUGCCCUGGACCACUGCUGCUCUGGGUUCUCAGGAGGAACAGGCAGGAGCAGCUUCAUUCUAAGCCUUUCCAGUGACCUCAGCCUUGCUUCUCUUCUACAACACUAAGGCUCCUCUGUCAGAGGAGGUCGUCUUGUUUUUGCCUCAUUGCAUGACAUAACCCUUCCCCUCAAGCUGUUCCUAUAUAUACAUGCACACACAAAAUAAGCCAGACAGAUGGCAAUUUGAUCUUCCUUUUUUAGAAAAAAAAAAAAAAUGGGGAAAAGGGAUUUUUUUUAAAUCCACCUGACCCAACUAUAUUUAAUAUGCCUCUCCCACACAUUACCACAGAGUCUGAUAUUCAAAGGUUAUCCCCUUUCCCUCAGGAAGCCUCUAAAGUGGUUAAGUUGUAGCCCUCAAAUUUGCAACAUGUAUUUUUCUAGGACAGUAAAGUAAUCUUUACAGAUGAAUUUAGUUGCAUGGUAUAAGGUGUCUCAGCACCUGUUUGCCUUCUAUUACCUUUAGAAGGUAAGUAAAAGUAAUGGGGGAAAGGAUUAGGUGGAGCCUGUCUAAACAUUCUAGUGUGUCUUGGCAAACAUAGCCUGAAAUGAUUCUUACAGAACUGGCAUUGUUUAAUCAAAUAAUUUUUAAGGGAGAUUCCUUAAUUGGGAAGUUUAGUCUGUUUGGGGUUCAAAGAGUAAAUGAGGAUUAGAAAAUCAUGGAGAGAGGCUGGGCUCGGUGGCUAACGCCUGUAAUCCCAGUACUUUGGGAGGCUGAGGUGGGCGGAUCACUUGAGGUCAGGAGUUUGAGGCUAGCCUGGCCAACACAGUGAAGCCCGCAUUUCUACUAAAAAUACAAAAACUAGCUGGGCAUGGUGGUGCAUGCCUGUAAUCCCAGUUAACUUGAGAUGCUGAGGCAGGAGAAUCGCUUGAACUUGGGAAGCAGAGGUUGCAGUGAACCGAUAUCACACCAUUGCAUUCCAGGGCGAGACACACACACACACACACACACACACACUCAAACACACACGCACACACACCACACACACACACACACACACACACACCCCAUGGGGAGAAAGAUGAAAUCUGUGUUCCCCUUUUUUUGGUAGUGCCCACAUCUGGUGCCCCAUUUUUAAUAGCCACAGAAUAUUUCUUUAGAUUGAUAUUCUCACAAAGAAGAAAUAGAAUAUAGGCUGGGCGCGGUGCGUCACACCUGUAAUCCGAGCACUUUCGGAGGCCAAAGCCAGCGGAUCACCAGAGGUCAGGAGUUCGAGACCAGCCUGACCAACAUGAUGAAACCCUGUCUCUACUAAAAAUACAAAAAUUAGCCAGGCAUGGUGGCAUGUGCUUGUAAUUCCAGCUACUCGGGAGGCUGAGACAGGAGAAUCGCUUGAACCUGGGAGGCAGAGGUUGCGGUAAGCCAAGAUCGCACCAUUGCACUACAGCCUGGGCAACAAGAGGAGCGAAACUCUCUCAAAAAAAAAAAGAGAAAGAAUAUAAAGUGAAUCUGAAUCUCCACUCAAGGGGAUGGCCCCAAGGAUAUUGUAGCUAGUAAUGUCUUCAUGCCACUAGGUGUCCCCAGUGUUCAACCUCCAUGACUGAGAUUGGAAGAAGUAGAGUUAAAAGUUUUUACUACCUUUGAGAAGCCUGUGGGCAUGUUCACAGUCGUCCCCUGCCAGCCAGGUUCUGAGGCUAACUGCUUGUGCCCCUGCUGCUUCUCCACAUGGCAUUGUGGGAGUUGCUGAUACUGGGGAAAUGAUGUCAGAUCUGACCAAGUGGUGCUCAGAAAACCACCCUCGGCCUUGCAGACUCCAUAGUUUAUCUCAAGGCAGUGCCAGUGGGAUUUGGUGCUAAAGGCAUAAGGCCAAGUCGGCCUCUGAUUUUGGCACAAAAGAAUGGUCUCAUGCCAGUAGCAUUGAACUGCUGAGCUUGGGAAGGCUUAAGGCUCCCACACAUAGACUGAGAAUGAUGGGGGUCCCUCUGGGUCUGCUAAUUAGACAAACAUUCUAUAUCUCGUGCCAAAAGUAGUCCUAAAUCCUUUGGCAAGGGUCCUUUCUGCUCUCAUGCUGAUUUGGGGGAGGACUGGGCAUCCUGCCUCAGGAGAACUUGAGUCCUGAGGAAAGGGCCCUAGUAUCACUUAAGGGCUGCCCCUGGCUAACAGCUACUCGGCUGUGGGUGAGAGCAGAAGGUCUUGGACCCCUCAGUGUGCAGGUACUUAAUUGUGUUUCCAGUGCAUUUUCAUAUACAUUAUCCCAUUUAACCUCUAUAACAGGUUCACAGAGUGGAUAUUCCCAUUCUGUUGAUGAGAAAAAGAGUGGAGAGACUGUGUCCAGUGUCAGCAGGAAGAAAAAAGAUCUGUUGGAGGCCAGUACGUGUUGACAGAAACUCUAGACCAUAUUUUGUCUCCUGUCUUUGGCCAAAGAGAACUAGCUUCAGUCUGAAAAGGGCAGGGCUAAGUGGUUACAAGGAACUAAAAAGUUCAAGGUAAGACAAAUGAGGUAAAAAUAAAAAAGAGCACUUAGCUGCUCUGAGACAUUUUAGUCUCCUGACUCUGGUAAACAGCAGCUGGGGCACCAAGGGGUUCCCAGGAGUUUGUCGAGCUUUUAUUGGAGUGAACUGAAAGGAAAAUGGAAGGAACACUAUAAGACUGAAAAGAAGUUAAAACCCCAGGGAGGAAGCUGAUAACACAAGUUACAGACGUAUAAGUGACAUUGAUUUGGGAGAAUGAACCUACAACAGAUGACCCAAAAGCAGCUAAAUAAGAGUGAUGAGAGUUUGUAACAGACAUUCAUUAUGGACUUCAGAGAAAAUGAUGCUAAACUGACCUUAGAGUCUUCUUUAAUUUUGUUAACUAGGUAAAAUAAUCUGGACAUUUUAGUCAAAGCAUUAGAGAGAGAGAGAAGUUGGUAACUGACCACUAACUAACAAACUAUAAAUUCACCCAUUGUGGGUUGACCUGGUAAGUUCCCCCAGGGCUGUGUCCUUGGCCCCUCCUUUGAUAUGAGUGACAGAUGACUUUUUUUAUGCCUUACCCAUUCCACAAAAGAAUUUGAAGCCAUUUACACAAGAAAUAGUACUAGUAAAUUAGGAAUGCUGAUGAAAUUUUUAGAUAAUAAGAAACCCUUAGAAAGGAUGACAAUUUAGAAUCCAAAUUUAGGAUCCAAACAAAUACCAUUACAACCUAUAAAAAUGAGCAGAAUCUAAAUGUAACAUUUCAAUAAAUGCAGAUUGAUAAUAACAUCUGUGGAAAGAGUUGAGGACUAUAGAGUACUGUGCUCUCACAGUAUUGCGUGCUGCUAAGAGUUUAAUGGCCGGGUGUGGUGGCUCACACCUGUAAUCCCAGCACUUUGGGAGGCCUAGGUGGGUAAAUCACCUGAGAUCAGGAGUUCGAGACCAGCCUGGCCAAUGUGAUGAAACCCCACCUCUACUAAAAAUACAAAAAUUAGCUGGGCAUGGUGGCACGUGCCUGUAAUCCCAGCUACUCGGGAGGCUGAGGCAGGAGAAUCACUUGAACCUGAGAGACAGAGGUUGCAGUAAGUCGAGAUCACACCAUUGCACUCCAGCCUGGGCAACAGAGCAAGACUCUGUCUCAAAAAAUAAAGUUUAUUAUGCCAAGAGGGCCAGGUGUGGUGCCACACCCGUGUAAUCCCAGCACUUGAGGAGGCUGAGGAGGGCAGAUGACUUAAGCCCAAGAGUUUGAGACCAGUCUGGGCAAUGUAGCAAGACAUGGUCUAUUAAAAUUUAAAAUAAAAGUUUAUUAUGCCAGGAACUGUUAAUGUGUCCAAAAAACUCCAGUGUGGUUCUGGGGUGAGAUAAUAAAAACAGGUAGUUUGGGGUAGUGUGGAAGGUCCUUUCAGUCUUCCUGUGCCUAUCAGUGAUCCUGAUUGCUAUGUUCCCUUCUGCUGCUCAACUGGAGGCUCCCUGACAGAUGAGUCCUCUGCCAGAGGAAAGCUAAGAUGUAGAGGACAAAUCGUGUCAAGGAAAAGAAGCUUGAAGGAGCUAAGAAUGCUUAGCUUAAGAGAAGACAAGAGGAAACAGGACAUGGCUUUGGGAAGUUCAAGGAUGGUCCAGUGAAAUACAUACUAUACUUUUGCACCCCAGCUAAGCUGACCCAUGAUCAAUAAGUAGGAAAUAAAAGGUCAAUUUCUGGCUACUCUUCCCCCCGACCCCAUUUCAGUGAAUGUUGAACCUCUGUUAGAUAUGCAAGGCCAGUGCUAAAUGCUGGAGGACUUUGGCCCUUUCCCUCAAGGAGCUAGUCUAGUAGGGGGUCAGAAAUACAGAUGGGCCUGAACAUAAUGAUGGUUUGACUUCCAGUUUUUCAACUUUAGGAUUGUGCAAAAGCUAUACACAUUCCGUAGAAACAGCACUUCAAGUAUCCAUACAAUCAGUACAGUAUUCAAUAAAUUACAUGAGACAUUCAACACUUUAUUAUAAAAUAGGCUUUGUGUUAGAUGAGUUUGCCCAACUGUAAGCUAAUGUAAGUGAUCUGAGUAGGUUUAAGGUAGGCUAGGUGUAUUAAAUGCAUUUUUCACUUAACAGUAUUUUCAACUUUUGUUGGGUUUAUUAGGAUAUAGCCCCAUUAUAAGCUGAAAGGCAUCUGUAGUAUAAUAAAUGUGGGGAGUGCUGUGAGAGAAAUAAGUGUACUGGGUUUAGUUCCCACUGCCCAAAAAAGGAACUGGCUAAUGGUAACCUGGGGGAAGAAGUUGGGUAAGUUGCAUGGAGAAGGCAACCCUUGAACACUUGCAAGGAGCUAACAAUAUCUGCUUCUGGAGUAUUUAAACGCCAGUGGGUAUGCUAAAUACUUUUACUUCACUCAGACCACCUACUAACCUUACAAAGUAGUCCACUUUGCUCACCCAGUUUUACAGAUUGAUGAAACUGAAGCAGACAGAUUGUUAACCUAUCGAAGGUCACACUGCAAGUGUGAUUAUAGUCCAAGCAGCUUGUACUUGUUGCCUAUUUGUUUUGCCUUUCCUGUGCAUUUGCCAGGCAGAUGAGAGUAGGGUAAGACAUUGCAGAGAAAAAGUAAGAAAAGGCUGUCAUGAAACAAUUUCAUCUUCAGACCUUAUAAGCACAUUAGAAGUACUGAUAUUUAUGCAUAAGUUCAUGGGAGUCCUGGCCAGAAAUAAAGUUGGAAGGAUAAGUGGGGACCAGAUUGUGAAGGAUCCUGCAAGACCUGCUUCCUCUAGAGAAUGGGAGACUACCCAAGAGUACUAAACAGGGAGGUGACAUGAUCAGGUUUUGUGUCUUAGAAAAGUGUUGCAGUGUUGAUCCAAAUGUGACUAGAAGGGUGACUUGGAACCUGGAUUGAAGGGGUGGGAGAUGGGAGAAAGGAAUGCAGACUGGCAGCAGCUACAACAGUCCAGGUGGGAAAACCCAGAGCCUGGACUAAGGUUGUAACUAGAGGGGAUAGGGUGGAAGAGCUGGAUUAGAGAUGUUGACAAGAUAAAGUCAGUAGGACUUAAAGACUGACAAGUAAGGAUUUUCCAAAAGUGAGAGCUGUGGAAUGAAUUGUCUUAAAAUGUUGCAGUGAGUUCCUCCUCAUCAAUCCAAGUGCUCAAUCAGAGGCUAGACCUUUAGUUAGCAGUCACGGGAAAACUUCCCCAUUCUCACGGGGAUUUAGACCAGGUCUUAACCAUACUUCACCAAGAUUCCAGUAGCAAAGCACCCAAAAGUAAUUGCAAUAAAAUUCCAAUUUUUGUAGGCCGGGCAUGGUGGCUCACACCUGUAAUCCCAGCACUUCGGGAGGCCGAGGCAGGCGGAUCACGAGAUCAAGAGUUCGAGACCAGCCUGGCCAGCAUGGUGAAACCCCGUCUGUACUAAAAAUACAAAAAAAUUAGUUGGGCAUGGUGGCGCAUGCCUGUAAUCCUAGCUACUCAGGCAGCUGAAGCAGGAGAAUUGCUUGAACCCGGGAGGCGGAAGUUGCAGUGAGCCAAGAUCAUGCCACUACACUCCAGCCUGGGCGACAGAGCGAGAUUCUGUCUCAAAAAAAAAACAACCCAAUUUUUGUGAAUUUAAGUUUCUCUAAUGGAUGGUGCAGGUCAACAUUUGCCAUCUAAUGACACUUACAUUCCAAUUUUUUCUUUUUUUGAGUAACUGGGAAAAGGGUGGCAUUACUGCUGGCUUCCUAAAAUUGAAAAUUAUACUAGGGUUUUUAAACCUGUGUGGAAUACAUGAUACGGUAGUAAAUGUGCUGUAGGAAGAAGAGCAAUGAGGAACUACUGGCCUGACUAGGAGGCCUAGAAGUCCCUUCCAGGCUUGAGUUGUUCUGACUUGGCAUGAUUACACAGCUGCGGCAAGUGACAUUUCCUUCAAGCCUUGGUUCCCUCAUCUGUAAAAUAGGGAACUAAUACCUACCUCACAGGAUUGUAGUUAGAAUUAAGGAUGACUUCAUUAAAGCACCUCUAGUGGUGGAAGAUGUCCCAUCCUAUCCCCCACCCAUAGCUGGGAGCUAUGUUUGUCUCAUUCUCCCUGACUCACUGGAUUACACUGUGACUCAGUUCAAUUUCACACAUGCUGCUGCUAAAUUAGGGUCUUGGUGAGCCUUUGGGAGGACAGCUCUGAAGAAUGAAUUGUAGCACUGCAGCCCUGCCUGAGGAACAGGAUAGAAACAGGUGGUAGGCCCAGCUCUUGCCUUCCACCUACUAAGCAGUUUUUCUGUGGUUAGCUGUGUGACAUAAACUAUCGGUGUAUUUAUUUGCUUUCGCUAGAUUUCCCCCCCCAACUUAGUCCAAGAACAUACCUGAAUUCUUUGCAUUUCCUGGCUUUAGUUGCUUUUGUAGGGUGGACAGCAGGACUGCAUGAGAAUAGCUGUGCUUCUGGACCCUAUGGUGAAAGCUCUAGUGAACUGCAAUUAGGCCCAGGGUCCCAGAGGAAGAAGGGGAGAGAAAAAGGGGGGUAGUUUUCCAAAAGAUAAGUAGGGGACAAAAAAGUCCAUGGGGCCUAUGAGUGGUGAUAAUCCUGCCCUGAUUGCGGCAAAGCACCUGGAGAUGAUAGAACUUCCUAGGGAAAAGGCUGCAUGGAGUCCCAGGGAUGCUGGACCCUGGUCACCAAGGCUCCCUGGGAAGGUCUCUUGUACCUGGGGCACACAGACCAACACUUCUGAAUUUGCAAGCUUAAGAGCAUGUAUGAGCAGAACCUGUGCAGACCAAGGCUUAGAGGGCUCACCUCAGUGUUUUGCACUGUGUGAGACCCCAGGACCUUUUCGUGAUUCUGGAGAGGGGAACAAACCAUAAUAACAACAAACCAGGUAGCAGGAUAGAGACUCAUUCUCAUCUAUUUUGGUUAAAAGAAAAUAAAUGUAUUUCUUCCACA